AUGGAGAUGAUAUCCGGGGACCCCUACAGCAUAGCUGUGACCCAACAGAGAGUUGACGGGGCGAUUAAGAAAGUCGGAGAAAUCAUAAAAAUCACCCUGUCACUCUCUUUAUGCUCAGUUGAAGACCCGGAUGUAUGCACAGAACGCCUGAAUGUUUUUACUGGAGCUCAGUUCAUCGUUCCGACUGCUACUGGAUGUGGUGGUCACUCUACAUCCCCGCCGUUAGGAGGAUUGGAAAAUCUCGUUGCAACGAUCGAUGGUGGAGGCUUGUCUGAUUUGAUGAAGGAUAUACGGGGAAUAUAUCGGAAGCUGUUGGAUGAUGAUAUCAAUAAAAUGUUGAAUGACCAGUCAUCAGAAGACUUCGAGUCCUAUGAUGUUUGCUUGGACGGAGAAAUGCCAUUUGGGCCGAAAAGUGUCACAUUCUUUGACCUGAAGAUGCAAAUGAUGGUUGGACCUAUUCCUUUGGUAUUCGGCUUUCGCGGUGGGGGUUCCAUCGGUGUUGUCGUUAGCUGUAGGUUCUGCAUCCUCUCAAUGAAAGUAACGGGAGGAGUACGGCCUGAGAUGGGAAUAACUGUAUCUGGUUCACUUGGGGUUGGCUUAGCGAUACUGAGUGCUGAAGUGAGGAUCAUAGGACACAUUAUGACAACUGCUUUCCCAACACGUGUCGGAAUAGGUUUCAGCAAGUUCCCAUUAGAUGCGAGUAUGGGGAUGGAUUUAGAGUUAACACCAUUACGGCUGGCUUUGGAGACAGGUCUCACAAGUUCGAUAGUUGGAGAUAUAUUCAUGAUAAAUGUUUGGCAAUACACGACUCCUGUCCACCGGGUUAUACAUUUAAUAUUCAUUCAUUUAGUAAUUUAUUUUAGAAACCAAAAUCAGCAUUGA
Molecule: messenger RNA, 882 nt
Organism: Owenia fusiformis
Lineage: Eukaryota; Metazoa; Annelida; Polychaeta; Sabellida; Oweniidae
Source: the annotation of a GenBank genome assembly